GCCCCCUCGCUCUCGCGCCCGCGCUCGCUCGCGCCCACCCUCGCCCACACACGCGCCGCCGGGGCCGCAGGACGAAGAUGGCGACUGCCAUGUACUUGGAGCACUACCUGGACAGUAUUGAAAAUCUUCCAUGCGAACUCCAGAGGAACUUCCAGCUGAUGCGUGAACUGGAUCAGAGAACAGAAGAUAAGAAAGCUGAGAUUGACAUCCUGGCAGCUGAGUACAUCUCCACGGUGAAGAAUCUGUCCCCAGAGCAGCGUGUGGAGCACCUGCAGAAGAUUCAGAAUGCGUACAGCAGAUGUAAGGAGUACAGCGAUGACAAGGUGCAGCUGGCCAUGCAGACUUACGAGAUGGUGGACAAACACAUACGCCGCCUUGAUGCGGACCUCGCACGCUUUGAAGCUGAUCUGAAGGAGAAGAUGGAGGGCAGUGACCUGGAGAGCUCGGGAGGCCGAGGCCUGAAAAAGGGCCGGGGACAGAAGGAGAAAAGGGGCUCCCGGGGCCGUGGGAGACGCACGUCAGAAGAGGAUACCCCAAAGAAGAAAAAACUCAAAGGAGGAUCAGAGUUUGCUGAAACCAUACUCUCCGUGCACCCCUCGGACGUGCUAGACAUGCCUGUGGACCCCAACGAGCCGACCUACUGCUUGUGCCACCAGGUGUCCUAUGGAGAGAUGAUUGGCUGUGACAACCCAGACUGUCCCAUUGAGUGGUUUCACUUUGCUUGUGUGGAUCUCACCACAAAGCCCAAAGGAAAGUGGUUUUGCCCACGCUGUGUUCAGGAGAAGAGGAAGAAGAAGUAAGGAAGACUCAGAAGGACCAGUUAACAUCUUCCUUCCUUCAUGUUGUAAUAGCUUAUCUUUAUUUUUAAACUACCUUAUCGUUUUGGUCUGGUAUCGAGUAAUCCAAGGGCCAGUUGUAAUUCUUGGUAUUUCAAAACAAAAAGCAGAAAACCAGCUCUCGUCAAUGGGGAGAGACUCUUGUAGGUGAAUUUGCCACAGGGACUUUCUUUUCCUUACUUUGUUAUGUGGAUUUCCUGGUAGCACUGAACCUGGCAGUAGGACUUUAUGAUUUGGAUGGGUAUUUGCUAAUUAGGCAUCAGGAAAUGUGGGCCUGCCGCCAGAAGUCCAUGGCUGUGAGCUCAGUGCCCCCUUUGGUACCCUGGUGCCCGCCGUUGCCAUCCCUUGGAAGUGCAGACGUGGCACAGCAGCACCAGGAUACUGGACAGUGAGGGCACCCUUUGCCGUCAACCCGUCUCUCUCUUCCUACUGAGGCAAGUGUCUGUAGGGGCUGUGGUGUCCCGGCCCCAGCUGGGGAGUCUCCUCGAUGAGGCCUCAGCUCUGAUUCUGAAGCCAGUGACCAUGUUUACUUGUGGUAAGGGCCUCUCCCAUGCGCCCACCCGCUGCUGCGGGUUUAGGGUUCUUACCCUUAGGAAGUAAUUUCUGCUUGAUUGUGCACUGCCCUGUUUGUUUGAAUUUCCACUCCUCCCCUCUCGCGAGGGCUGUACUCACCCAUUCUGGAGCACAGGGGGGUUUCAUUAGCACGGAGCCUUUCACAGCUGCUGAUGACCCCUUGCUCUGGAAGUCCCUCAAGUUUUUACUGUGAAGACAAGCUUAGUGUUUUAGCAUGAAGAUAGUGGGGUCUGAUGUGUUUUAUGAAGUGACAGUCCAGUCUGCUAAGACCUCGUGUUGUAUCUGAUUGAUGUUGCACACUCUUAGAGCUCUAGACAAGAAGCUGUAUCCAAGGGAUGGAAUACUCUGCGGUGACGUGGGGACUCUCAUCAUUUGGCCGCCAUUCACCACACACCGAUGCGAGAUGAUCCUUUUAGUGAGAUUGGAAUGAGUUUAAUGCCGGUUAUUUUGCUACUUUUAAGAUGCCUAGAAAAACAGGAAGAGUUGGAAUUCUGCUAAUACUCUGAGCAUCCCAGAGAAGAGGGGAGAAGGACAAAGGGCUCUUCUUAAGAGUCUAGAACAUGAGCCUGGUCAAUGUGAUUGAGGAGUAAAAUGCUAACUGCGAGAAGAUGCUGCUUUUGGCACCUGUAGAAGGAGGGUUAGCUGGUGGUGUUUGCCGGUGUCAUUGCUGAUUUCCCAAUGUUUGCAUUCUAAAAUGGGGUGAGGGGUGAGGGAAGCCAGGACACUGCCAGCCUGCGUUACCAAGUUCAUUCUUGGUGAGCCUCAAACAGCCACGCUCUGGUUAAUGAGCGACACAGUGAAUCUGAUUCUCCCAAGAGCUCUCCUCUCAUUCCUCGCCUUUGCCUUUCGGACAGCAAGCCCUGCAGACCACUCUGGUGUUCAAGUCAUCAAAUCGUGGUGUUUACGCUCAAGAUUUUUUGUUCCUUUUCAAGUUUUAGGUUUGAGGCUUGAGCACCUUUGAUCCUUGGGAAAGAGAGAUCAGGCAACUGCUCCAGCCCCGCUCUCCCGCAGGGUCAGAUCUGGCUUCAGGACCCAUAGCUCUGGGCUCUUGGGGAGCUGCCAGGGGUGUGGCGAAGGCCUGACUGCCCAUCCUUGCCUUUUGGCCAGGGGCAGACGGCCACUUCCUCUCUUCCUUGACUCAUUGAAUGCUUUAUCUGCUCUAUUCAGUUGCUGUUGAAAAGCAGGGAAAAAAGUGGUAGAAAUUAUGGGGAAAAUAUUUUUCUAGAUUUUCUUCCCAGUGUGUAGGGUGAGAUAUAUAAGUGCAGUCUAUUUGGAGUAAGAGAAUUUCUGCUGAUUCCUUAGUAGCCAGUUCAAUGAUGUACUUCUCUGGUCUUUGGCUGUGCUGUAGACAGUGUUUGCUCAUCAGUGUAGGGUUUUGGGGACUUGUGAGCACCAUCUGGGGGCUUCUGAUCUCACGGGGAAGCAAGCCUUGGGCUGCUGGGAGCUUUUCUCAUUGUCCUGUUGUGUAGAGGCUUUCCUCCUCAAAGGUUCUCUUUUGCCAUUUGAAAAUGACAUCACCAAAAUGUUAGGCACAGACGGACCCAGAGCAGAAGAGAAAAGGCUCCCAGUUGUCUGUAACCAGAGCACAUGCCUCUGUCUGACCAGUCUGAUGGGGGGGAUGGAUCUCAUCCAGGUGGUGGGCCUGCUCCUGCACGGUCCUCCCCACUCCUCUUAGGCCUGAGCUUGAGUGUAGCAGGGCUUGGUUCCUAGGCUGCUUCUGCCCUAACCAAGGUCAGGACCUUUGGUCUUGUCUGCCAUUUGAGACAGGCCUCUUCUCCUUUUGGCUGGAGGAGACUCGGCCUGCUCUGGCCCAAGGCCUCCCUGGAAGGUUUGGGCAGAUUGUGAAUCAUUGAGGAUGGAGGCUGGCUCUUCCCUCACUGUUGGAUCUUCCCCCAGCACCUUGCACAGUUCCCUGCACAGGCUUAGUGCUAACUAAGUGUUUGUGAUGGAAUGAAUGUCCCAGACUAUCUAAUCCCACAGUUUAUGACACUGUAUAGGAGCCAGGUAUAAUGUAUUAUCCAUAUUUUUUUGUGCUUAUUUGCAAGUAAAAACUAUAGUCUAUUCAGAAGAAAAGUCAAAACAUUUCAGGAGUUGAUUUUCCCUUCCUUUGAUGCUUAGAUUAUUAGACUUAACCCUUUUAGAACAAUUCUUCUGUUGUCUUCUGGGAGAAAACAUGCUGCAUUUAUAAAACAAAGUGUUUGUUUCAUUGAGUCCCAUAAACCUGUGUUUGUCUGUAGUGGAAUUGCCGGCUGGAGCAAGUCCCUUAGAAACGGACCCCUUGGAGGCAGGCCAGAACUCCAGAAUCUAGAAAGGCAAAGCCGGGGCUCCCUUCGGGCAGACGGCUGCCCCGUCAGGCGGCCGGUGCGGAUGGAAGGGCUGUCUUCCAGCCAAAGCCCAGGAAGCUUCUCAGCCACUAGAGAUCAGGGACCAUCGGUAGUCAUUAGGUUAGACUUCACUUUUUUUUUCUUUCUUUCUCCCUCAACCCUUCAGAGCUUAUCAUGUCGUCGGCACAGGAGCAGGGCUAGUUUAAUGGAACCUAGCGCUAGAAGAACCUGGGUUCUUCUCUGGGCUUGGCAGCAUCUGCUCCACAGAGGGCUGUGCUGCACAGGGGGCAGGGACUUGUCUUUUUCUUUCUUUUUUCUUUUAAACAAAAUGAAGAAUUUUGAUUCUGGGCAUUGGAAAGUUUCAAGGUUUCCUAGGUUUUGGGUGUUCCAGCGUUUGCUGUUCAUCACCUUGGCUGAAAGGGAUUGAAAAGUGGGGGAAAUCUAAGGUGGUUCUAAUUCACGCAAGGUUACAAAGAUGUUUUUUCACAUCCAUGUAUAUUUUGUGUCUUCAGCUUUACCACGUUUCAUCCAAAAAGAUGAUGAUGCAGCUUUAACAUGAAUGUUACAUUUUAUUUUCAAAGGAGAUAUGUUCCCUUUGUAAAUGGAAGAGAAUAUUGUAAAUCUUUUUAUUAAAAAUAAUGUAAAGUAAAGAUGUAUAUCUGUAUUUUU
Molecule: messenger RNA, 4402 nt
Organism: Dromiciops gliroides (monito del monte)
Lineage: Eukaryota; Metazoa; Chordata; Mammalia; Microbiotheria; Microbiotheriidae
Gene: ING5
Product: inhibitor of growth family member 5
Exons: 8
Coding region: 78-800 (240 amino acids)
Biological process (GO): positive regulation of DNA-templated transcription; positive regulation of apoptotic signaling pathway
Cellular component (GO): nucleus
Molecular function (GO): chromatin binding
Source: RefSeq, a predicted model, not a curated record